AUGAUAGAUGUUUUGGAAAUCAGUGGGAGAGAAAUCCUUAACACACCACUGUUGACAGUUCGUGAGGCAUCUGUGGAGGAUCUUCUCUUGGCAGAGCCAGAACCAGACCAUCCUGGGAAAUGCCAGGUCACGGGAGUCAUUCUGGGGGAUGGGAGCACAGUACAUGCUGGGAGCGUUAUCCUAACCACUGGUACAUUUCUGAGGGGUAUGGUCCUCAUCGGACUGGAGAUGCACCCAGCUGGGCGGCUGGGGGACCAGCCGGCCAUCGGGCUGGCUCAGACUCUGGAGAGACUGGGAUUUGCUGUGGGCAGGCUGAAGACUGGGACGCCGCCCCGGCUUGCCAAAGAUACGAUUGACUUCAGCGGUCUGGAGGAACGUGCAGCUGACAAUCCUCCGGUGCCGUUCAGCUUCCUCAGCGAGUCUGUGUGGAUCAAGCCAGAAGAUCAGCUGUCAUGUUUCCUGACUCGCACUACCCCAAAAGCCCAGCAAAUUAUCCAUGAUAACCUCCACCUGAACAACCAUAUAAGGGAGACAACAAGGGGCCCACGGUACUGUCCCUCUCUUGAAUCAAAGGUUCUGCGCUUCCCAAACCGAGAACAUCAGGUGUGGCUAGAGCCCGAAGGCUUGGAGUCCAAUGUCAUUUACCCCCAAGGCAUGUCGAUGACACUGCCACCUGAGCUCCAGGAGCAGGUGAUCAAAUCCGUCCCAGGCUUGGAAAAAGCUAAGAUGUUACAGCCAGGCUAUGGGGUGCAAUAUGAUUUUUUAGAUCCCCGUCAACUGACUGCUUCUCUUGAGUCUCGUCUUGUUCAGCGCCUCUUCUUUGCAGGCCAGGUAAAUGGCACUACAGGCUAUGAAGAAGCUGCAGCUCAGGGCGUGAUUGCUGGGAUCAAUGCUUGCCUACGGGUUCAUGGCAAGCCCCCUUUCAUUGUCAGUCGCACUGAAGGCUACGUUGGUGUCCUGAUCGAUGACCUGACCACCCUGGGCACCAGUGAGCCGUACCGGAUGUUCACCAGCCGCGUGGAGUUCCGCAUGUCCCUCCGGCCUGACAAUGCCGAUGCCAGGCUGACCCACAGAGGUUUUGAGGAAGCUGGGUGUGUGUCACAGCAGCGAUACGGACAAGCAGUUAAGAUGAGAGCUGCUUUAGAGGAUGGAAUUGCAACACUAAAAUCCCUUCAGUUCAGUAUAUCCAAAUGGUCCCAGUUAAUACCAGAAGUUCCCAUCAGUAGCAAUCGAAGGUCGCCUGUCAGUGCCUUUGACAUCCUUCAAUAUUCAGAGGCCAACAUGGAGGUUCUUGCAAGGGCUGUCCCAGAGCCCCUGGGAAAGCUUGCUCAAUGGAGAGAACUGGCAGAGAGAUUGAAAAUAGAAGCUGCUUAUGAGUGGUGUGUGGUCAAUCAACAGCAGGAAAUAGAAGAAGUGCGUCGCGAUGAAGCCCUCCAACUGCCAGAGGACCUAGAUUACUUUGCCAUUGAUGCGUCGCUCUCCACAGAGGUGCGGGAGAAACUGGACUCUAACCGUCCCCAGACGAUUGGUGCAGUCAGCCGCAUCCCUGGAAUUACACCAGCUGCUAUUGUUAACCUGCUAAGAUUUGUGAAAAGCAAUCACCAGAAGAUGGAAAAGCUAAAAGCAUUACCUCAGACUGGCAAGUAUUUACCAAGAAAAAUGUGCUCAGAGAAAACAACUUCCCAAAGACAGAUUUCAGCAGAGUUUUCUGAAGAGGAGCCAGAGAGUACCUUUGUUAAAACACCUUUGUAG
This is a messenger RNA of Charadrius vociferus (killdeer), 1752 nucleotides long. RefSeq names its product mitochondrial tRNA translation optimization 1 (gene MTO1). Gene Ontology annotation, biological process: tRNA methylation; tRNA wobble uridine modification. The record is from RefSeq and is a predicted model, not a curated record. The coding region runs from base 1 to 1752 and encodes 583 amino acids. Gene Ontology annotation, cellular component: cytosol. The transcript has 11 exons. NCBI's taxonomy places the organism in Eukaryota, Metazoa, Chordata, Aves, Charadriiformes, Charadriidae. Gene Ontology annotation, molecular function: flavin adenine dinucleotide binding.